AUUGCGGUAUGAAUAUGUAGAAACACUGCAAAAUUAUUCUUAAAUCGGUAUUAAUUAAUUUUAUAGGUUGAAUGUAACAAAUCUCAUUUUCCUUUUAAAGAUUAAUGAUGGUAUAAGAACAAUGAUACUAGAAAUUGAAACAUGACUAACAAAGAGAACAAUAGAGAUGAUGCAUAAUUGGAAAGGAAUUACAACUUUUCUUAAUUGUUGAGCAGUAAAAACAAUCUCAAGCAAUCCAUGGUGAAGUAAAUGUGAUUAUUUAACUGAUUGGAAUGCAAUAACUGAUUAUCUAGUCUCUUUGUUGCAUGACAAACGAUUUAUUUUUCAGUGACAAGAACACAAUAAUUGAUAAUUUAAUCUUUUUUCCUUCAACCCCUUUACUAAGUAUCAUGGGUUGAAAUAAUUCAUGUCAUCUUCGAUAUUGGGUAUCCUUUACAAAUUGAUUGUUCAAUUUCAUCUACCUUGAUUUGUUUGAUUCAUGAUUUUUAGAAAAUCGCUCGACGGUUAUGAUCAUUUCGCUCAUAUUUUAUCAUUAACCAUGUCAUUGGAGAUUUGGUAUCGUAAACUUCUUCAAGUGUACUGCAAUAUUUUAUGAUUUUUUAAUAUCUUAAUCUAUGUAUAUUGUUGUCCUGUUGUCGAAUAUUUCUCGACGAAGAUUUCUUUGUCUAAAGCCCCAUGGAUGAGCUUAAAAUAAUACAUUUUUAGCACUGAUUUUGUAACCUAUUUCAUUUGUUUAAUUCUUUUUAUCUUAUUUGAGUAAUUAGUUAGAUGUAUCAUUUAGAGUUACUUGAUUUAAUAUGAACAAACUACAUUAAAGGAAAAAUCACGAAGUAGGGUUGAAGUUAUCAUGGAUGCAUUUAUCUGGUUAUAUGCAUUAGCAUGAUGAGGUCGAAUGUGACUGUAUCUAUUAAUUAUUGGGAGGUGCAGAUGGAGAAGAUAAACCAUAAAAGGAGCUAAAUUUAAUUUGAUAAUGCUUAUAUACUAUAUAUUACAAGGACAUGUUUGAUUUGAAAAAUAAUAGAUGGAUAAAUUUGAGAAAAAUGGAUAAUAGAGUGACAAUUUAUGCUAUUAACUCCACAUGGAAAGUCAAAGAGUAUAUUGGUAGAGUAGAAUUUAACCUUUUAUAAUGUUUGGAUUCUCUUAACGUUGGUACGUGCAUUAGUAUCUAACACUUAACAACUCUCACUUAUUAUUCAAACAAACAUAUACACUAAAUCAUAAUAAUUUAUACAAUAAGCAUUAUUUUUUCGUAUUCUUUCUAUUUGAGAUUUUGAGGCAUAAUCUUUUCGUUAUUAUCUUGAUUUUUUUAUAUACCUUCAAUUUCUACCAAUUCUAUAUGACAUAUAUUUCCUUCCAACUCCAAAUUUAUAUCCGAUAAUAAAAUGUCCACAAAUUUCUUCUAAGAUAUAGGUGGGGAAAAUACAAAACAGUAAACGAGGAUGACUUGAUAAAAAAAAUACAUAUUAACUAAUUAUCGCUAAUGUUAUAAUCAACAAAUACCAUAAAGAUUACGUUAAAAUAAUGAAUUAGCUAUUUAAGAAAACCUCAGAUUAUUUUAAAAUAUGAAAAAAUUUAUCAAUAUAAAAUAAAAUUCAUCCGACCAACGAGUCAGGUAAAUAUUUUAAAUAUAAUUAUAAAUUAUCUAAUAUAAAAGAUAAAACAAAACUCAUUCAGUCAAGGACCGAGUAAAAGCUGGUUCGUAGAAAUGGCUGUUGCGGGCAGGGAUAAAGCUAGGUGAGGGCUCCCUCCACCCCCAAAUUAUUUUUGAAACAAUUUCUCCUAUUUAUGGCGAUUUCACGAGUUACUAAUGAAAACAUUAAUGCUUCAGUUUUUUUUGCAUUAAUCAUAGAGUUAAUUUAAUUUUUAGUCAUUUUAAACUAUACCGAUUUAGUUUUUCAACUUUUGAUUUCUUAUUUAUUGUAUUGGUUAUAUUAAUUAACUUCAAAUAUUAAUAUAUACAUAUAUUUAUUAUCAAUUAUAAAGAUAUCGAAAGACAUGGUAUACAUUGGAAUUGAUUUAUUUUUUGUUCAAUAAUCUAAUCACUUGAUCACUUGUUUGGAUCAUAAUACCGUAUAAAGUUAUUUUUUCGCCAUAUAAUUUAAUAAGGUGUUCAUAUAAUUCACAUUUUACUGAUAGUAAACGAAAACAUUUCCCCUCCCCCCACCCCCCGAAUCUCAAAUCCUGGCUCCACCCCUAGUUUUGGGUGACGAAUGGGUUUUAGAAGGCAAUAUUUGUGGUUGUAGGUAUUCUGGAUUUGGUGCAGGGCUAGUGUUUGCGUAAAUGCCUAAAUGUGUUCUUCGUCUAAUUUUUUAUAUGUUUCUCUGUUCUGUUGUUGUGUUCAGUGGGCAGGGUGACGUCUGGGUUAUAGAGUGGGCUAGGUUGCAUUUCUCUGCUAUUGGUAAGCUAUGGUUGAUAUGAUCGAGAUUAGCGAGGAUAGGUUUAGAAGAGGGAUCAAUCCAGUUGAUUGUGUUGUUGUUGUGUGAUUGCGGAGCGAGGAUGUUUCAAGAAGAACGAGAUGUGGAAGCUGACGGAAAAGGCAGUGGAGAGCAAGAUCGCAGACCUGCUGGAGGUGCCGUCAGUGAAGUUACAACUUGUGUACCCCCGCCACAGCAGCGCCACCGUUGCUGAGGAGGAGGAAGGGCGCUGCUCUUGAUGAAGAUCCCGCGUCGCAGCAACAACUGAGUAGACUUUCAGCUACUAGUAUGCUAUGCUUUGCUGUACAUGCUUGCUUUCUUCCUUCCUUCCUUAGCUUGGUAGUUAGUAGUAUGCAAGGACUCCACUAUAUUACUUCUGUCAACACACCUCUCUAUCUUGUCGUUUCAUUUCCUUUCUUUGUGUUUAAACCUCAGAUUAUUUUAAAAUAUGAAAAAUAUAUCAACAUAAAAUAAAAUUCAUCCGACCAACGAGUCAGGUAAAUAUUUUAAAUAUAAUUAUAAAUUAUCUAAUAUAAAAGAUAAAACAAAACUCAUUCAGUCAAGGACCGAGUAAAAGCUGGUUCGUACAAAUGGCUGCUGCGGGCAGGGAUAAAGCUAGGUGAGGGCUCCCCCCCCACCCCACCCCCCCCCCCCCCCCUCAAAUUAUUUUUGAAAUCUACGCACAAUUUUAUACGAAAUUUGGAAAGUUACGUAUAAACAAAAUAUUAUUUAUAAAUAGUUACGUGUGAAAACCAUAACCAUGUAUGUUGUUAGUCUAGUGGUAAGAAUUCAAUUUUUUCACCUGUUGACCCGAGUUCGAGCCUUGGAAGGAGCUAACAAUUAACUUUUAAUAUUUUUUUAGUGUUUACUUUUCCUUUCAAACAAUUUCUCCUAUUUAUCGCGAUUUCACGAGUUACUAAUGAAAACAUUAAUGCUUCAGUUUUUUUUUGCAUUAAUCAUAGAAUUAAUUUAAUUUUUAGUCAUUUUAAACUAUACCGAUUUAGUUUUUCAACUUUUGAUUUCUUAUUUAUUGUAUUGGUUAUAUUAAUGACCUUCAAAUAUUAAUAUAUACAUAUAUUUAUUAUCAAUUAUAAAGAUAUCGAAAGACAUGGUAUACAUUGGAAUUGAUUUAUUUUUUGUUCAAUAAUCUAAUCACUUGUUUGGAUCAUUAUACCGUAUAAAAUUAUUUUUUCGCCAUAUAAUUUAAUAAGGUGUUCAUAUAAUUCACAUUUUACUAAUAGUAAACGAAAACAUUUUCGGCCCCCCCGAAUCUCAAAUCCUGGCUCCACCCCUAGUUUUGGGUGACGAAGGGGUUUUAGAAGGCAAUGUUUGUGGUUGUAGGUAUUCUGGAUUUGGUGCAGGGCUAGUGUUUGCGUAAAUGCCUAAAUGUGUUCUUCGUCUAAUUUUUUAUAUGUUUCUCUGUUCUGUUGUUGUGUUCAGUGGGCAGGGUGACGUCUGUGUUAUAGAGUGGGCUAGGUUGCGUUUCUCUGCUAUUGGUAAGCUAUGGUUGAUAUGAUCGAGAUUAGCGAGGAUAGGUUUAGAAGAGGGAUCAAUCCAGUUGAUUGUGUUGUUGUUGUGUGAUUGCGGAGCGAGGAUGUUUCAAGAAGAACGAGAUGUGGAAGCUGACGGAAAAGGCAGUGGAGAGCAAGAUCGCAGACCUGCUGGAGGUGCCGUCAGUGAAGCUACAACUGGUGUACCCCCGCCACAGCAGCGCCACCGUUGCUGAGGAGGAGGAAGGGCGCUGCUCUUGAUGAAGAUCCCGCGUCGCAGCAACAACUGAGGAGACUUUCAGCUACUAGUAUGCUAUGCUUUGCUGUACAUGCUUGCUUCCUUCCUUCCUUCCUUAGCUUGGUAGUUACUAGUAUGCAAGGACUCCACUAUAUUACUUCUGCCAACACACCUCUCUAUCUUGUCGUUUCAUUUCCUUUUUUUGUGUUUAAACCAAAAUUAAACUUGUACCACAUCGAUUUAUUUAUAAAGCCAACUUAAUUAUAACAAUUUAAAUCAAUUAAGGGGUCGUUUGGAGAACAUGAUUCAGGACAUGGAUUCACUGAAUCUGUAGAUUUUGUACAAAGUUAUGUUUUUUUGUUGCUUUUUGUAUUGUGAAUUCUAGCUUUAGAGAUUCCAAAUCUCUAAAAUAUGCGGAUAUCAAAUCUCUCAUAAUCAUAGAGAUUCUAUAUCUUGAUUCGUGAGAUUUUUUCUCUCCUAAUUUUUCUCUUCCUUUUAUUUAUUUAUCACACAGAAUAUAUUUAUCAACAAAGUUUUUAAUAUUUCUCAAACCACUCUAAAUUUUUAUUAAGGAUAAACAUGGUAUUUAAUAUAAAAUUAAUUUUUUUAUUGUACUUGAAUGCUAACAAUCACACUUACCAAACAAUAAACAUUUUAAAAUAUGUUUUCAACAAUCCGAAGAGUUAGAAUCUUUAUAUUGUUGACAAUCUGUAGAUUUAAACUCAUAUUCUCCAAACGACCCCUAAGUGGGCCACGUGGAUUGGAUUUUUGGGCCCAUAAGUCCAUAACCCCAUACCAUCACACGCCACUUUAGCCAUCUGUUCCAAAAUUUGGCUAAGUGUUGGAGCCACCCCCAGGACGUGGUAAGGAGGGUGGGCACCAUACAACCACCUCCAGGACGUGGUAAGGGGGUGACCUCUAAUGUAUAAUGCCAUAUUCUGCAUAAGUGUGGCAUGUGAAAUUCAUGUCCCUAUAUGAUAUGAUUACCUUAGCUUUUUUUCUUCAAAUUGUGUCUAUGCCAUUUCACAGAAUGAUUGAACUAACUGUCUGGCUUCAACCUUACUGUGAAUCAUCUAAACCCAAACACAUUGACUGAAAUCAUCGAAAAUAGUAAGGGAAUACUUGAAACUAUCAAUUGAAACAACAUCCACUGGUCCCCAAAUAUCAACAUAAAAAAAAAAUCAAGGAUAGAGUCACUAGUACUGGAGCUCCUAUAAAAAGUAACAUUUUCUGUUUAGCUAGGUGACAAACUUCACAAUGUUUGAAAACUGGUAAAACUACAUUAUUUCAACUUUUUUGCAUCUCCUGUAAUCUUGACAAAUAAGGGUUUCUUAGUCUCAUGUGGCACAAGUCUGACUACUUUGUAUUUGUGUUUGUAUGAAUGAAAAGGGCUGGUGUGUUAGUGUUGGUAUGUAUAUCUCCAAGAAUGUACAGUUUCUUGUCUACUCGGAUUGAACCAAUUCUCACUUAAGAGACAAGGCCUGUACAAAACAAAAGUGGGAUUGAAAUAACAGUGAGACUAGUGAACUCUUGUUUAACUGACUUCUAGAGACCAUAUUGUAUGCAAAAGUAGAAACCAAAAAGACAUUAGUGAGUAAACUUUCACAUGACAGCUUAACAAUGCCUAUAGAAGUAGCAGGUGUUUGCUCCCCAUUUGGUACAGUGACAAGAAUUUCAUGAAUAGAUUUACAUCUUAAAAAAAUAGACAUGCUAAUCCUACAUUACAUGGACAUCACAUCAUCCUUUGAUUGUUAGUUGGCUUAGUUAAAAUAAAUAUAUGAUAGUGAAGAAAUAAAUGCACAAAUAUAUGCUACCAUAAUUAGGUAAGGGAAUAAUGAAAGAAUGAAUUUAAAUACAAUUAGAAAAGGAAGUGAAAUUAAUUGUAAAAUUCUUUAACUUACCGUAACGAAAAUAUCAUUUUACUUCUUAAUUUUUAACUUACUGUAACGUAUAUCUCACUCCCACUUGUAACGUAAUGUGUGCUUUACAUCAUUCUACUCCUAAUAGCCAUGACAGCGGAGCCUCUGUUGAACGAGAACAAUCCGGCACCAGUGAGCUCUCAUCCAUGAACAAGCAUGGUCGCUGAGAUCAACAACGACCCCAUUUUACUAUUUAUAGUACGAUUGAUGGAAAGAAAGGUAACACUAUAUUUCUUUUUGACAGAUAUGAAGUCACUAUGAAGAUUUGUCAAUAUUUUCAAAACCAGAAUAAGAUGUUUAACGAAAAAAGUUGGUGAUUGAUGGUUCAAUUGUUAGCCGUUAUAGAACCACUGUUAAGAAUAAAUAGAACCGUUAAUGGGCUAUAAUAUAAAAGAAAAUAUAAUAAAUAAAUUUACGAGUGAAUUUAUCACUAACCAUAAAACAAUUCAAAUUCAUAUCAUCUAUCACCAAAAAGUUCUAACAAAUCAUUCAAACUAUCUCACAAAAGAAAUCAACAUUUUUUGCAAUAAAUUUAUGUCAAUAAUAAGAGUGACAAUCCAUAGAGAAACAAAAAAUAAAUCUGACAAAGGAGGAUGGAAGAUAAAAUAAAAGGAAGCAUAAACAAAAUUAGUGAUUAAAAGUUGGAUGGUUUUGAACUAGUUUACGUUAAUGUAUUUUUUGUUCUCAAUCUUUUGUGGUUAAAGUAGUUAACCAGUACGGACAAGUCAAAUCGUGAUGAUUCAUCUAGUGUCAUGUCAAACCGUUUAAAACCAUUUGGUUAAUCUCCAACCAUCCCAAUCAAAUGAAUCAAAUAAAUAUAUUCUUAUCUGAUUUAGUGGUUACAUAUAUUCUACUGGCCCAACCACUGAUCUGCUCCGUUUCUUUCUUGUUAGAAAACUUCAAAUGUAAGGCAUUAUUAUUAUUAUUAUUUUAAAUAAAAUUAUUUGUAUUUCCCGCCCUACCGCUCAACAGUUAUUGAAACUCUCAUUAUUCUAUUUCCUUCAAAUUGAAUCAACCGCUUGCAUGCAUGUAACCGUGCGCGGGCAAAUCCCAUCGUAUCGCAUCACGAAACGCUGCCUCAUCGCUCUAUAAAACCCACCGUCCUUCCCUCUCCACACCCCCGCGCCACACAACAAUUCUCAUUCCAAACAAUACGACACCAACCGUCACAUAAACAUUCACAUCAUCUCCUCCACACCAUGGCGGCGGCGGCGGCGGCGGGCAGCGGCGUGAACAACAAGAACUUCCAUCUAAAUGUGGUGGCGAUAGUGACCACCGCCACCGGCCCCAACGGCGCCCCCGUCACCCGCGAGGCCGAGCGCGUGUUCACCCUCCCGCUCGAGCCGAUGCUGAACGAGGACAGCGCGAUGCCGUACGUGCGCAAGGUGGUUGAGUCCUUCCUCCCCAUGAAGAUCCCCGACCCCGAGGAAAACGUCGCCAUCGUCGACAAGGUCGCCGACGUAGCCCUCCGUCUCUUCGUCGCCCUCGAAGGUGACGAAAUUGACAAGAACAAGAACAACAACAAGGCUGCUGCUGCUGAGGCUGGUUCUGGUUCUGGUUCGGGGGCUGCGAGCCUUGGUUUGGAGAGGAGGUGGUUUUACGCCAAGGAUGGACUGCCGAUGACCAAGGUGACGAUCUACGUCGCCCAUGAUGGUUUCGUCUCCGUUGUCGGCGACUUCGAGUUGGAUGACGACGAGGAUGAUACUGAUUCUGAUGAUGAGGAUGAUGACGAGGAGGAGGAGGAGGAAGACGGUGGUGUUGAAGCCAUGGAGACGAAGUAGAAGAUCGAGUGGUGGUGAUGGUGUUGUUGUUGUGGUGGUUGUUGCCCUAGCAAUGGCUACGUGCAUGCAUGGUGGCCGGUGUGCCAUGAUAUUAUUAUUAUUAUCUAUUGCAAAAACUGUUUCUGUUUUUUUGUGUUCCAAUAAUAAUCCAGUGUUUGGUGAACUGGGGUUUGUUGUUUCGGGUCGUCGUUUGUAAUGUGAACGAUUGGUAGUAAUGUUGUUGUUGUCAGUGGUUGGUCACUGUUUAUGUAUGAGGAGAAUAGUUAAUGUCUCCCUUUUUAUAAUAAGAUGGUCAAACAAUUCUAUGUUGUGGUGAUAUCUUGAUAUGGGUAUUAUUGGAGUGGAAUAUUUUCAUGCAUUUCCCAAGUUUUUUUUUUUAUGUUGAAAAAACUUGAUGGAGAAGAAAUGUUUGUUGUCAUUGUGAACAUAGACAUGUAGUUAAGUUUAUUUCCAUGUUAUAAUUAUAGCAACUUCCUCCGACACUUAAAAGAAACAAAAAACGAAGCUUUUACUAUCUGACUCAGGAAAAAAAAAAUGUUAUGUAUGUUUGUCACAGUGCUGUUUAUCCUAUCGAAAUAAAAGUGAGACUGAUAGAGCUCUUGUUUAACUGUCGUAUGGUGACAAGACUGUAUGCAAAAAGUGGAAAUCAAUAACAAUACAUCAGCGAGUAGAAAUUCCACAAGGCAGCUUAACAAUGCCUUAAAGAAAUAAAUGCUACUGUAAUUA
Molecule: messenger RNA, 8568 nt
Organism: Linum trigynum
Lineage: Eukaryota; Viridiplantae; Streptophyta; Magnoliopsida; Malpighiales; Linaceae
Source: the annotation of a GenBank genome assembly